Salvia miltiorrhiza (redroot sage) is the source of this 1111-nucleotide messenger RNA. RefSeq lists its product as uncharacterized. Gene Ontology annotation, biological process: ubiquitin-dependent protein catabolic process. The transcript is spliced from 2 exons. The coding region runs from base 170 to 835 and encodes 221 amino acids. Gene Ontology annotation, cellular component: endoplasmic reticulum. Gene Ontology annotation, molecular function: ubiquitin-like protein conjugating enzyme binding; ubiquitin protein ligase activity. The record is from RefSeq and is a predicted model, not a curated record. Lineage: Eukaryota; Viridiplantae; Streptophyta; Magnoliopsida; Lamiales; Lamiaceae.
AAUUACCUGUAUUUGCAUUUUGGUCCCUGUAAAAUCUCGUAAUUCCUCUCUGUUUUUAUCUUUUCCACGCUCACAACUUCCAUAAAUUUACGGCAUAUAUUUCUAAUCCCACCUACCUUGUUGUAUUUGCUAUACUACUCCAGGAGAUUCAAGGCUCCGUGCUGUACAUAUGGAUUGUGGUUUUGGUGAAUCAAUGGACGCCUCUUCUUCAGCUGACGUAGCGUACGAUACAGGGAAUUUCGAAUGCAACAUCUGUUUUGAACUAGCGCAAGAACCAAUUGUGACGCUAUGCGGCCAUCUCUACUGCUGGCCGUGCCUAUACCAAUGGCUCCGGCUCCACUCACAUUGCCACGAGUGCCCCGUUUGCAAGGCCAUUGUACAGGAGGAGAAGCUGAUCCCUAUAUACGGAAGGGGGAAAUCAAAUUGUGACCCUAGGUCCCGAUCGCUCCCCGGCAUUCCUGUUCCAAAUCGACCGAUGGGGCAGAGACCACAGACUGCCCCUCGUGUAGAUAUGAACUAUGUCCGACCAAACGAGCUGGACCCCAUCACGGGAGCCAUGCCGAUGGCAGCUGCAAGAUUCGGCCACCUGACGCUGUCGACCCUCUUUGGCGCCCUGCCUGCCAUCUUCAACCUCCAGGUGCACGGGUUCCACGACGCCACCGUGUACGGGGCCACCUCCGGAGCCCCCUACCUGUUCUCGAGCUCCUUUCACGGAGGCUAUGUUCAUGGCUUUCAUAACUAUCAUACUGCUCCAAUAGAGUGGAAACCAAUUCUUUGGAAGAUUAUAUUUGUCCUCGUCGGUAUUUUCCUACUCCUGCAUCUAAUUCUUGCAUGAUGACUCAAAAUCAAAUCUGGUGCAGGACUUAGAAACUAAGUUAUGCAACUGUAUAUUUUUAGUUCAAUAGGAAUAUUCCACUUGUGUGUCACAGACUAAAUAAUAUAUGAUAGAUAACAGUUUAGUGAUCAGGGACUACGCUUUCCUGUAGCUACUACGACGUCGUCCGCUUCAGUUUUCUUUGCUCAAAUAAAAAAUCGAAUGCGGAUUUUUAUGUAUCUCUAGGUUGAUCUGUAAUUACCUCGCCACCUAAUGGAGUAACUCGUUAUGUAUUUA